Amphiprion ocellaris (clown anemonefish) is the source of this 5419-nucleotide messenger RNA. RefSeq names its product G protein-coupled receptor 139 (gene gpr139). The record is from RefSeq and is a predicted model, not a curated record. Gene Ontology annotation, molecular function: G protein-coupled receptor activity. The transcript is spliced from 2 exons. Gene Ontology annotation, cellular component: membrane. Lineage: Eukaryota; Metazoa; Chordata; Actinopteri; Pomacentridae. Gene Ontology annotation, biological process: G protein-coupled receptor signaling pathway. The coding region runs from base 385 to 1497 and encodes 370 amino acids.
UGUGCUCUCGAAUCGCUCUCAUUCCUCCUCCUCUCACACUCAGGCAGCAUCCUCCCCUCUCCACUUCUACCUUCACACUCACCUCUUCACGCCUCCCUCUCAGCUCUCCUCGCCGCCUUCCUCUCCGUCACCUAAUAACACACAUCAUCUCUCACAUCUCUUCCCCCUUUUUCACUCCCUCCUUCCAUCUCUUCCCAUUCUUCCCUCCUUUCUCGCAACACUCAACCUCGCUGUCUUGCGCAAACGCUCGCGUGCAAACACUCAUGCUGAUUGGCACCCAAGGACGGAGCAGCCUCUCUCCCGAACCGGCUACCGGGCGCUUUGAUCGCUGCUCGGGCUUCUUGACACUGAGCUCAGCUGAGGAAGAGGACGAGGAAAGAGGCCAUGGAGCACAGCCACAUCUUUCCCGUUUUUUCCCCAAACGGGAGCACCUGGAGCGGGCAGGAGGUUGCCCAGCGAUGCCCUCUCGGACCACUGCCGGUCAUCUACUACAGCGUCCUGCUCUGCCUCGGCCUGCCGGCUAACAUCCUGACGGUGGUCAUCCUGUCCCAGCUGGUGCUGCGUCGUCAGAAGUCCUCCUACAAUUACCUCCUGGCUCUGGCGGCCGCCGACAUCCUCGUUCUGCUCCUCAUCGUUUUCGUGGACUUCAUACUGGAGGAUUUUAUUUUGGCCACACCACUGCCCCCGUCGUUGAACAGCGCCGUGCAGGUCCUGGAGUUCUCCUCCAUCCACACCUCCAUCUGGAUCACUGUGCCGCUCACCAUCGACCGCUACAUCGCCGUUUGCCACCCGCUGCGCUACCACACCGUGUCCUACCCGGCCCGCACUCGUAGGGUGAUAUUCGCCGUCUACAUCGGCUGCUUGCUGUCGGCGGCUCCGUACUACUGGUGGCCGGAGCUGUGGCACAGCCUGCCUGGGGUUGGAGGAGGUGGAGGGGAGAGCAGCAGGAGGACGGCGGCCCAGCAUGUCCUGGUUUGGGCCCACUGCGCCACCGUCUACCUCCUGCCCUGCACCGUCUUCUUCUCGCUCAACGCCGUCAUCGUGCGGAAGCUGCGCCGGCGUCGGAGCUGUUUCCGUCUGCGCGGUUACUCCACCGGCAAGACCACCGCCAUCCUCCUCGCCAUCACCUCCAUCUUUGCCGUUCUGUGGGCACCGCGCACCCUCAUGAUCCUCUACCACUUCUACUCGCCCCCGCCGGCCUCGCCGAGCGCCGGCCGCCUGCUGCACAUGCUCACCGACAUGGCCAACAUGCUGGCGCUGCUCAACACCGGCGUCAACUUCUUCCUCUACUGCUUCAUCAGCAAGCGUUUCCGGGCCAUGGCGGCCAACGUGCUGCGGGCCCUGGUCCACUGCCGGAAGCAGCCGCCGCCGUUCUACGCCAGCCACAACUUCUCCAUCACAAGCAGCCCCUGGAUCUCACCAGCCAACUCCCACUGCAUCAAGAUGCUGGUGUACCAGUACGACAAGAACGGGAAGCCCAUCUGCAUCUCCUCCUGAGCCGUCCUCCGUCGCUGGGGAACGUAUCCAGGCUUUGUCUCCAUGGCGACCAGCUUUGUCCACAUGGGAGUCUUUGGAGGUUUGAAAAUGUCAGAGGGAGCGCGGUGGUGGUGGGUUAGCUAGCUUUGAGCGACGACAAGGUGGGAAAGUAAACAGCAGGUGUGCGUUGAAGCCUCUCAUGUUCAAUAAAGUAUUCACAAAGCAGCGACCAGCAUCCGACAGACUGUUUCCUCCAUGCAAAAAAACAAAAACUGACUGACUGACUGACUGACUGCUGCACACACUGAUGAAGGGAAAUCACCACCAUCUACCACUGAUUGUGAGCCACCAUUCGUAGCAUAUAAACUGACAAAACAACAAGAUAAAUCCCCGGUGAGGCAUCAGAUUUACGGCGCUUGCUGCCAACCACGAAGAGCUUUGAACAGCUGCUGGGAGUCAGUCUGGGCACCAAACAUCUCCCCUCCAGGGGCAAUUCUCUCAGGCAGAGCACCGUCCGACUGUCCCUCCAGCAGCGUACAGAAGCUCCAUCGGUGCCACUUUAAUAUGCAGAGAAGUCGUUAAGAGAGAGAACAGCUCUUUCUGACUUUGUGUGAGUUCAUCCCGGCAGCGCAGGUCAGCUACAAGUCGGCGCUCGCUAUGGAAGUCAUCGUAGGACAAGUAGGCCCUCUGCUUAUUGUUGGUGAAAUAUCUAUUAACGGUAGACUUGACUGUUAAUGUAGCUUUGCAAAAAUAUAAGACAAAAAAAUACGACUUGGAGUCGUGUUGAUCCAAGGUGUUGUUAAUCUAGUCAUCACAUUUCCAGUGCUAGACGAGGAAAUUUCUGCAGUGAGUAGAUAGUCCUCGGAUAACUGUUAAUGGACUCACUGUUAGCCAUUACCUGGAUGAAUAUAAUGAAUGUACCAAAACGUCUCUUUAACCCUUUAGCUUUCUAAGAAGCCGAGGCAGAGAGAGAAACAGAGAGGAGACAAAAAUCAGAGUUUUAUGUCCCACGAUGCAGCAGUGAAUCUGGUCUCAGGGCCACCAUGACACGUUUCAUCUCUGCUGGCUGACGGCGCUUCAGUCACAUUUUAUACCGAAACACACACACACACACACACACACACACACACACACACACACACACACACACACACACACACACACACACACACACACACUCAGAUCAAUGCACAUCCAUUGUGCAGACACCUCGGGGCAUUAACAGGGUUCAUCUAUCUGCUGAGAGUGGAGCUGAGCCAAAGGGCAGAUUUCUGCUAAUACCUGCCUGGAGGGAUCAGACGCAUCACAGCUUUUUUUGUUGUUAGGCUUUAAAUCUGAUGAAUGUUAGGCGUAUCUGUCAUAGCCGAUAAAGUCGUGCCCUCCAAACUCUUGUUCAGAUGCUUGAGACACUGCGUGUGUGUGGUUUCUUUUUCCUGAAACUGCUGUUAGAGCCAAAAUGGAUUAACUUCACCGCUAAGACAUGAAGAAACAGCAGCAUCUGUAGGCCUGCUAGCUCAACAUCUAUCUCUUCAAACCUCCAAAUAUAAAAAAUGUUUACUAACUGAGUAAAAUGCAAUUAGUUUGACUCUCUGAACCCCAAAAUCUGCCAGCAGGACUGAAGAGAUUCUUGUCUUUAAAAGAAGCUGUGGAAUCUGUCAGAGCCAAAAAUCAGAUUUUUUACUUUGUCAGUUCUUAGUGAAACCUAAGCUUCAGUUCUAAAUGUCUUGUUUAAGAAUUUGCCAAAAAUAAAGCCAAAUUUAUCCAGAUUCUGAUGGAAACAAAACAAAAUCAGCGCUUGAAGCUAUUCAUGACUCAGCUGCUACCUAAAGUCACAUGAAAAUUUUUUUUAAAAGUGUGUGAAGCUGCCAUUUUAUUUCCAGAAUUGACUGCUGAUUCCAGGUUUCAUCAAUUCUUGUACCACAAAUAAUCAAAUAAAUUUCUCUUUUCAUUUUAUAGAUGUUGCACUGCACACAAAAAGGCUGACUUCUAGCUGGGGUUGUGCUGCUAACAUAGAAGUGCAGGAUUUUAUUUACAAAAAUAUUUGAGUAAAAAUGUGACAGAAGGGGGGAAAAAAUCCUGUAACGGAUCAGGUUUCAGAGGGUUUAAUGUAAAUUCAUGCAUCUGAUUUUAUUUUCCAUCUGUUCGCUAGCUAUACCUGCUUUAGCCUGUAAAGAGCUGCAGCCCAUUCAUGCUGACCGUGCACGCUCACAUUCAAAACUACAGCCAGUUUAUAGUAUAUAAACAUACCAUGCAUGAUGUUGGACUGUGGGAAUAACCAGAGAAAACCCAGCAGGUGCAGACAGAACAUGCAAACUACAUGUUCACACUAUUUCAAUGCAGAAAAUGUAACAGCAUCAUUUAAGCACGCUGAGAGGAAAUAAGUUCACUGAAAGGUAGAAGCACGAACAUCUUUCUGCAUCGCUGUUUUCCAUCACAUACGAUUUGAAACUGAAAGUGUGUAGUUUUAGAACACAUUUGGGGUCUAGAUGGAUGUAGCUGAUACGGAAUUAAUAUUUUAUGCACAGAAUAUUAGUAUUCUGUGCAUAAGAUUAAAAAAAACAUCAUUAAAAUGCAUAAAAAUGAUUGAAAAACUGCGAAAACAAAGCAAGUUACAGCUAAACCUCUUUUUGAGUCCUGUAAUAUAUUUGCAGAGUGGAAUUAUUGCCAACAGUCUGCAUGUUCUUAUUGUAAAAAGUGACAUUUCCUCAGAUCUCCUGCCUUUUUUUUGGUGCUGAACCUGCACAGAUUGCUGCUGUUGGUUUUUCUCAUUCCAGUCUUUUGCCCUCAGACAUCACUUCAAAAAGAAAUAACCACUUUCUUUAACGUUUGGCCUCCUGCUGUGUCAUUUCUGUUGUGCACACGUGGCCAUAACCAGCUUCUACACUCGUCCUUUAUCCGCCCAAAAUGAUUUUCUCCAGAAUUGCAGAGAGAAUGAGGAGAUUGUGAUUGCCUGCUGCUCACUCUUUGCUCCCGCUUUAAGUCGCUUUUAGCUUAAUUUGCGUCCUCUUCCCUUGUUAACUGAACACCUCGGAGUGUUUUCUGCUGCGUGUGCACGCUGCUCUGUCUUUUGUCACCAGAGACAGUCUGGGACCUCGACUCGGAGGGUGUCGAGCGUUAUUUGAGGGAGGUGAAAGGCCAGAAUGUCGAUAAUCAGAAAUCAGUCAACGAGAUUUACAUUUACAAAUAUGUACUAUGAUUCUGAUCAAUGUUGCCUAAUGAGCAGAUUGAUCAUUAACGAAGUGCAGAAGGAGGUUUUCAGCUGCAGGCCGAGGAGCCGGUGUUGCCAUGACAUUCAUUUCACGCGUUAACCGGGAGCAGCUCAUGGUAAUGUGACAUUUGUGUGAGAAAGCGGCGGCUCUCGGCCUCCAGGGACGGAGGCGGGCAUGCUGGGAAACCGAAGUGGAGCGUCACACGCAGGCUACGUGGAAUCUUAGAAAACAGCCACCAGAUAUUAAAAAGAUAAUCCUCUCUGUCUCUCUACCUGCUCACACCUACAGAGUGUGUGUUAUCACGUGUGUGUGUGUGUGUAAAUAAAGUUCAUAUUAGACAGAAAAAGGCUUUAAAAGUGUUCGUGCCAUAGGACCUGUAAUGUACAAAACCAGACGUGUAUUUAUACUCCGUCACAUACAGCACAGUAUUAUUAUAAUGAUAUAUCCUUGAAUGUACAACUGAUGCUUCUAGCAUUUCUGUUGGUAUUUUUCUGAAUGUGAUUUUCUACACGAUAACUUUUUGGAGCAGUCUUUUACCUCUUCUCUUCAUGGCAGUGUUUCAGAGCUGUGUUUUUCGACCGUACCAGAGUGAUUGUAGGCUUGCAUAAUUCAGUUUUUUUCCCUCCUAAUGAAUGUAUUGAUUGUGUAAAGUAUUACUGUGCUGUGAGAAAGUAUGCAGAAAAGUAUUGGCUAAUAUUUUUGAUUAAUGAAAUAAAAAAGGGUUGAGAUAAAGA